This is a messenger RNA of Hemicordylus capensis (graceful crag lizard), 1128 nucleotides long. RefSeq names its product phospholipase A2 inhibitor and Ly6/PLAUR domain-containing protein-like. The record is from RefSeq and is a predicted model, not a curated record. Gene Ontology annotation, molecular function: phospholipase inhibitor activity. The transcript is spliced from 6 exons. NCBI's taxonomy places the organism in Eukaryota, Metazoa, Chordata, Lepidosauria, Squamata, Cordylidae. Gene Ontology annotation, cellular component: extracellular region. Bases 306 to 905 code for a protein of 199 amino acids.
CACUCCCGUGUGAACACUGAGGAGUCCGAGGGCUUGAAUCAAUUCAUUGUAUCCAACACACAGGGAAGAGAAAUCACACUGGUGCAACAUCUGGAGGAAAACCAUUCAGAAUUGUUUUGUAACAGGCGUGGCAAGGCAGGAUCUUAAACACAUGUUCUCAGAUUUCUCCCUUAUAAAAGAAAUAGGUGAGUCAGAAAAACGUGGACAACACACUUGGAAUCUUCAUCCACAGUUGCCUCUUCUUGAAAACCAUUCUUGGUACCGUUUAGUGGCAGAUCUAGGCGUCUGAAUUUGUCGUCAGCAUCAUGAAGACCCUGUUGGGACUCUUUGUCUGCUGUGUGCUUGUAACUACAGGUACUACUUUGGAGUGUGAGGUUUGCACUGGCAUUGGCACCAGUUGCACUGGAAAGAUGCAGACCUGUGAAGCGGGCGAAGACACCUGCACCAUCGCCGUGUCUGAAUGCACCGUAGCUGGAUUCAACUUUCAGAUUCCGUUGAUAUUUAAGGCCUGUGAAUCCUCCAGAUACUGCAACUUGGGACCACAUUAUUUGGAUUUUGGACAUGGAUUUUCAUUAAGGACCAUGGUCAGUUGUUGCGUAGGGGAUGCUUGUAGAACAGCAACUCCUCAAGUGCCUCCCAUCAUCACCAGGCUGAAUGGGAAACAAUGCCCUGCCUGCUUCAGCUCCUAUAAUAGCUGCAGUGCUGGGGACAUGGUGGAUUGUGUUGGACCGCAGACUGAGUGUUUGGAUUUGGCUGUGACUGUCACUCAUGGAACUGUCGUUAGCAGCAGGGUGCAGAAGGGCUGUGUCACCAAGGGGGCUUGUGAUGAUGUAAGCCGAGGUAAAAAGUUGUUGGAAGGGCUCCACUCCAUUAUCACCAAAGCUGAAUGCAGAGCUGCCUCCUAAGCAAGCCCUAGAGAAUGGUUUCACCAGCUGCCUCCUGCAUAUUGCUGGGCUCCUGCCAGCAAAAGACCCCCUUGUAACCCACCAGCAUUCUUCUGCAUGACUCAUGUGUCUUCCUGUUGCUUAUUCACAACUGCCUUCAAAGUACUUCAUCCCUCCCAGGGGAUUUUGAUGUCCUUUUUUGAGUGAAGCCAAUAAAAAGUAACAGCAAUGAAAGCAAAUAAAA